GUGUGUGUGUGUGUCAGACGAGUGCCUUCUCUUUAAGAGGAGGCUUUCCCGUUCGCUCUGACCACACUCUCAUCUGGGACCAGUGGUGAGACAGACGUGAUCUUUUCUUUGCUUCUGGUGAACGAGGACUCUGAGCUGUAGAUAUGGCUCGUCUGGAUCACGUCAUCACAAACAUUGUGGAUAUAUUCCUGGAGUACGCCGAAGAUGAGGGCAAGAAGCGCCAGUUAAACAAGGAGGAAUUAAAGAAAGUGUUGCAGCAAGAAAUACAAAGUCCCGAGUUGAAAGGUACAAUCAAUGCAGAUGAUAUUGAGGAAGCCAUGCAGAUGCUGGACAAAAACCAUGACGGUGAGGUCAACUUCCGGGAGUUUUGUCGGUGUGUGUCAGACCUGGCCAAGUGCCACUACAACAAGAAGACAGGCAAGGGAGGCAAGAAAGGCAAGGGCAAAGAACAGGAACCUGAGCAAGAAGACUGAAGAUUAACUCUUAACAUUUUGGAAGCUCUGUAACAUGUUAGAAAUAUUAUAUAUAUAUAUUUGGCAUAUACACAACUUAGAUUUCAUGUGUGACCCAGUCUUCAAGAUGAUAUUGCUCUCAAGCUAUUUUGCACGUUUAUGAAAACUCAAGCAUGUUGUGUCUAAAACAUGCAUGCAACAUGUGGUGUUAACUUUACAAACUAAAAAUAAACUUUCAAAAACGAAUGAAUUUGUCGGGGGCUUCCUCUGUCGUUUGAAUCAAUCACUGCACGACUCACUGGAGAGUAUCUGGUGUUGUUGUUGUGAAAGGAAACAAACGCUGGCUCAUGAAACAUUCAGCAGACAUCACUCACUGGGUUCUCCAGUGCACACCAGCAGUGCUUCAUUAUGGGACAUGUUUCCUCUAUAGUUGGCUGCAUUGGUGGAGUAAGUAGUCAAGAACUUUACUUACCAAUAAAUGGACAUAAAUGUACUCAAGUAAAAGUAAAAGUACAACAAUUGCUUUUUCUCCAUUGGUAAAAGUAAUUGAAGUUUUAAAAGUAAAGGUCUUGUCAUUCUGACUGGAUCAAUUCUCCUUGGUAUGGAUUGAUUACUUGUAUAUUAAAAACUGUGUGAACUUGUAA
This is a messenger RNA of Platichthys flesus (European flounder), 1096 nucleotides long. Its product is annotated as protein S100-G-like. NCBI's taxonomy places the organism in Eukaryota, Metazoa, Chordata, Actinopteri, Pleuronectiformes, Pleuronectidae. The transcript has 3 exons. Gene Ontology annotation, molecular function: calcium ion binding; transition metal ion binding. The record is from RefSeq and is a predicted model, not a curated record. The coding region runs from base 144 to 473 and encodes 109 amino acids.